UGAGAGCCACCAAAUUCUACUAUCAAAAGAUAAGUUGUAAGAAAUCUGUCAAAGUCUUCCGUAUAUUUCUGACACCAACCUCUUAGGGAAGAAAAAUUAGAACAAGAAAAUGGAAACCAUAGGAGUACUAAUGGCAUGUUCAAUGUCAUCAUACUUAGAACAAGAACUUGACAAGCGAUUCAACCUCUUACGUUACUGGAACUUCUCCGACAAGAAAGAAUUCAUCAACAACUACUCGCAUUUAAUACGCGCUGUUGUGGGUCACGCUGGUGCUGGUGCUGGUGCUGAACUUAUCGAGGCGUUGCCUAAGCUAGAAAUUGUGUCCAGUUUCAGUGUUGGAUUGGAUAAGAUUGAUUUGAACAAGUGUAAAGAGAAGGGUAUUAGAGUGACAAAUACACCUCAUGUGUUAACUGAUGAUGUUGCUGACCUUGCUAUUGGAUUAAUGUUGGCUGUGCUUAGGAGGAUUUGCGAGUGUGAUCGCUAUGUUAAGAAGAGAUUGUGGAAAGCUGGUGACUUCAAGUUGACUUCUAAGUUUAGUGGCAAAACAGUUGGUAUAAUAGGAUUAGGGAGGAUUGGCUUAGCAAUUGCAAAGAGAGCAGAAGCUUUUGGUUGUCUAAUCAGUUACUACGCGAGAGCAGAAAAACCAGAUACAAAUUACAAGUAUUAUCCAACUGUAGUCCAGUUGGCUACUAACUGUGAGAUCCUAGUCGUGGCAUGUGCACUAACUCCUGAGAGUCGUUACAUUGUCAACCACGAAGUAAUUGAUGCAUUAGGUGCAAAGGGAAUUCUUAUCAAUAUCGGAAGGGGUCCUCAUGUUGACGAAAAAGAACUAGUAUCUGCUCUUCUUGAUGGUCGAUUAGGAGGCACUGGCCUUGACGUGUUUGAGAAUGAACCUGAAGUACCUGAGCAGUUAUUUGGGCUUGAGAAUGUAGUCCUGUUGCCUCAUGUAGCCAGUGGCAUAAAGGAAAUGCGCAAGGAAAUGGCUGACAUUGUUAUUGGAAACUUAGAAGCUCACUUUCAGAACAAACCAUUGUUAACUCCAGUGGCUUAGGAAUGUAACUAACAUUUGUUUGUCAUGGUUGUCUGGAGGUUAGCUACAUGUUGAUGUAAAUUUUGUUUCCCUAUAUGUAAAGGGGUCUUGACGUAAUUGGUAAAGUUGUUGCCAUGUGACGUAGAGGUCCUGCAAUAGACUUGAUCGGUCCUCCAAUGACUUGUUUAAUUUGUACAAAGCUUUUAUA
Messenger RNA from Nicotiana tabacum (common tobacco), 1238 nucleotides. RefSeq names its product hydroxyphenylpyruvate reductase. The record is from RefSeq and is a predicted model, not a curated record. NCBI's taxonomy places the organism in Eukaryota, Viridiplantae, Streptophyta, Magnoliopsida, Solanales, Solanaceae. Gene Ontology annotation, cellular component: cytosol. Gene Ontology annotation, molecular function: NAD binding; hydroxypyruvate reductase [NAD(P)H] activity; glyoxylate reductase (NADPH) activity.